Molecule: messenger RNA, 626 nt
Organism: Panicum virgatum (switchgrass)
Lineage: Eukaryota; Viridiplantae; Streptophyta; Magnoliopsida; Poales; Poaceae
Product: 40S ribosomal protein S27
Exons: 4
Coding region: 156-416 (86 amino acids)
Biological process (GO): ribosomal small subunit assembly; translation
Cellular component (GO): ribosome; cytosolic small ribosomal subunit
Molecular function (GO): structural constituent of ribosome; RNA binding
Source: RefSeq, a predicted model, not a curated record
CAGAUUGACCACCUUGUCGUAUAAAGCGUCCACCCUCCCGUCACCAGCCCUAGCCCCCCUUUCUCCCCGCCGCCACCUCGCCCUCGCGCUCGCCUUCGCCCUCGCUCCCUCCCUCCGAUUGCAAGAGCGCUCAAGGCGGCGACCGCAUCUCCAAGAUGGUGCUCCAGAACGACAUCGACCUGCUCAACCCGCCGGCGGAGCUCGAGAAGCUCAAGCACAAGAAGAAGCGCCUCGUCCAGUCCCCCAACUCCUUCUUCAUGGAUGUCAAGUGCCAGGGCUGUUUCAGCAUAACCACUGUGUUCAGCCACUCCCAGACCGUGGUGGUGUGUCCUGGCUGCCAGACGGUGCUCUGCCAACCGACCGGUGGAAAGGCCAGGCUCACUGAGGGCUGCUCCUUCCGCCGCAAGGGCGACUAGGCUGCUGGUGUGUGCAACAGGGAGGAAAAAGAUCGAUGUCCUGCUGAGCAAAGUUUAACCUUCCCAGUAGAGGAUUUUGUUAAUUAUGCCUGUUAAGCUCCUGUGAUGAAACCUGCACUUUGUUUGAGUUCUGAAAGAUUUCAUACAUACUCUUAACCUCCUUUUCCUUUGCUUAUUUCUAUUGAAUUCAUGAUGGCGUAUUUUAAUUUC